GGUCUACCCGGAAACCCUGCUGAAGAAGAAAAGGCGUCACCCUUGUUGUUUUGUAUUCACGGCCUCUGAAUGAAGAGGAGGAAAACCGAGAAAACCGAGUUGAGCUAAAUCUAUCUGGACAGUCUCUACUGCCGCACACACAUAGCUGUCACCAUGACAACCAAACGUGGUCUGAUCACAGAUACCUUCAAGGUGGUGAAGAAGCCAAAGAGAGUGGGAAAACGAGAGAAGAGGCCUCCCUCUCCGCCCUCGAAAGAGACUAAAGGUGAAACAGACAGAGAGAAGGAGCUGCAGGCGCUGCAGAAGCUGAGGCAGUUUGAUCUGGACUGGAAGUUUGGACCCUGCACAGGUAUCAGUAGACUGCAGAGAUGGGAAAGGGCACAGCUUCAUGGUCUGGACCCCCCUGAGGAGAUCAGAGACCUGCUGCUGCUGCACGCACACACUCACCCUGAGUACAAUCAAUGCUUGUGGAGUGAGUAUCCCCUGUGAGGAGGAACAGCAGCAGGAUGGAGGAAAAGACCACUGUCUGUUUUUUACCUGAAGUUUUCCUUGACUUUCUUUGACACACUAAGUUUUUAUUAAAAUGUCCAUUUUCUACUGAGA
This is a messenger RNA of Myripristis murdjan (pinecone soldierfish), 603 nucleotides long. It is a transcript of the gene pold4, whose product is annotated as DNA polymerase delta 4, accessory subunit. Gene Ontology annotation, biological process: DNA-templated DNA replication; DNA synthesis involved in DNA repair. The transcript is spliced from 5 exons. Gene Ontology annotation, cellular component: delta DNA polymerase complex. The record is from RefSeq and is a predicted model, not a curated record. Gene Ontology annotation, molecular function: DNA-directed DNA polymerase activity. Lineage: Eukaryota; Metazoa; Chordata; Actinopteri; Holocentriformes; Holocentridae. The coding region runs from base 154 to 489 and encodes 111 amino acids.